UUCAGCUGAUCAAUAAAAUGGUACCAAGUAAACCCGCGGCCGCGAUGCGAUUGUAAUAAUAUUCGAAAAGGCCAACAGAUGGCAGCUGUUACAUUUUUGUUAAGGUUAUUGCUCUGGUUCAGGCGAUGAUUAUAAUAACAAUAACAUAUAAUAAAAUCGCAAAGAAGCCUUGUCUGUACUUUCAUAUUAUAAAGUAAAAGUCAGUGACAAAAAUCCACGAUCUUAUAAAAUGUUACAUAGUUUCGAGAACAUUCUCACACAAAAAUUCAGAGAAAUGCCGUCUAUACAAUUUAUCACAAUGUAACAAAUCAAAAAAUCAGUCGCCCGGGUUGCCGCAACGCGUGCAGGACUGUGUCGCGAGUGCUGUGCUAUACUCAGAGUGUGUCAGCCGCAGAAGUUGAGGCCGGCAGCAGGUUCUUCAGAGACGGCGUACAAGAGGAGCAGCGGCACCAGCCCCCCGGGGCGACAUUAUGCGCAUGCACAGCAACAGAGGGCGCUAGGCGAUGGCGCUGCGCGGAGCGAGCGGCGGGAGCAGCGCGCGGGCGCGGGGCGAGGAGCGGCGCGCGCUGGACGAGUUCGAGGAGCUCGCGGGGCUGCGCGGGCCGGGCGCGGGCGGGGAGCGGGGCGCGUACGUGCUGGAGCACCUCGCCACCUUCACUGUCACGCGCGAGACCGGCAUCGUGUUCCCCGCAGACGGCAUGCGCAGGCUGCUGCAGCUGGAGAAGACCAACGGAAUAUGGAGCCAGAAGAUGCAACUAUGUUUAGACGGACAGUGGGUGCUCAUCAUGGAUUACGAGACAGGGUCUAUAAUGGAGCGAUUCCCGGCGGCCUGGGUGCACUCGCCUACAGCUUUCACGUCGCCCGAGCCCACGGAACUGUACAACAACGUGCUGGCGUUCGUGGUGGGCUCGCCGGGAGGCGCGGGCGGCGCCUCUCCUGAGCCGGGGGCGCCCGGCGGCCCGCGCCGGGAGCUGCACAUCUUUCAGUGUCACGACGUGGGUGCGCAGACGCUCGUCGAGGAGCUUAACGCGCUCAAGGGAGUGAACAGCGGCGGUUCCGACGCGGGCGGGCGCGACUUCGCCAUCGAGCGCGAGCGGGAGAGGGAGCGGGAAAGGGAUACCGACCUUGACCGACCGCGCAGACAGCAAAUGUCGGCACAGUUGGGUCGCGAGCGAAGCUCGGUGGGCGAACGAGACGACGCGUCGUCGACGGGUUCCGAGCGGCUUUACGAGCAGGACAUCGCCAUUCUAAAUCGCUGCUUCGACGACAUCGAGAAGUUCAUCGCGCGGUUACAGCACGCGGCGGCAGCGUCGCGCGAGCUCGAAAGGCGCCGGCGCAGCCGCGGCGGCAAAAGACCCGCCGCCGGCGAGGGCAUGCUGGCCUUGCGCACGCGGCCUCCGCCAGAGCGUGACUUCGUUGACGUGCUGCAGAAAUUUAAGCUGUCCUUCAACUUGCUGGCUAGACUGCGCGCGCACAUCCACGAUCCCAACGCGCCGGAGCUGGUUCACUUCCUUUUCACUCCGCUGGCGCUGAUCGUGGACGCGGCGCAGGACGCGGCCGACGGCCGCCUGCCCACGCGCGUCGUGCGGCCACUCCUGACCCGAGACGCGCUCAACUUGCUCGCCAACUGCGUCACCAGCAAGGAGACCGAACUCUGGCACUCGCUCGGCGACGCUUGGCUCAUUCCCAGAGAGCAGUGGAAGACUACGAUCCCGCCAUAUCAGCCGGUGUUCAUGGACGGCUGGUCGCCAGACUACCAGGUCGACGACCAACCACUGCGCAGAGCGUCUCCUCGUGGUGAGGCAGGCCGCGGGGCGCCCGCGCGGGAGGUGCGGGAGGUGCGGGAGGUGCGGGAGGCGCGGGAGGCGCGCGAGUCCCGCGGCGCCCCCGAGCGCGCCGCUCCGCCGCCCGCCGUCUUUGCCUACGACCGUGACGAGCCCGAUCUGUACGCGGAACAAUACUCCCCUAACACACGAGUACUGGCGAGAGAAGACUCGGGCUCGGCAGCGUCCUCGCCGGACCGGGAGCCGCCGUACCGCGACGACGACGCGCUGGGCGAGGCGUGGGCGCGCGGCGUGGCGGCGCGCGGCGGCCGCGUCGUGCGCGUCACGUACCCGCGCACGGCCAACAACGACAAGGAGCUCACCGUCGUGCGCGGCGAGUUCCUCGAGGUGCUGGACGAUUCGCGCAAGUGGUGGAAAGCGCGCAACCGGCGCGGCGUGACGGCGCACGUGCCGCACACGAUCGUAGCGCCCGCGUUCUCGCCGCCCGCCUCGCCCGACGCGCCGCGCAGCGCCAUCUACCCCAACCCCAUCUACACGCACUCCCACUACCAGGAUGGCGGUGGGCGCGGUUCCGGCGGCAGCAGCCCUGACGGUGCAGCGGGUAGGGCGGGGGGCGCGGGUGCGGGGGGUGCCAACGCCGACUGGGUGCGCCGCGAGCGCCUCGGCAAGAAGGGAGAGUUCCGAUACUUCUAGUGACACCGCCGUCUUUAAUUCCUUCCGUUUACCCGCGAAGCAACACUUCGACCGUUUCCUCUAGCUUCCGGGCUGUUGAAGGCGAGUUUCCGAUUAGUGGAUCCUUCUCUCGUUCUUGUUCGAAUUUCAGUCCGAAACAUACUGUCAAAUACGUGAAUUCCCUGACCGUUUUCGGCCACGGUGACCACUUCAACUCCGCCGUUGAUGGCGCUGGUGAAUCGUAGUUCUUAAUUCGAAAGAAGUCAGGUGCGCAGAAGAUAUUAUAGUGCACAAACGUAUACGGGCAAACGCAGGUGCACUCCCUUGUUUUAGCUCUCUUAUUUGCGAUGGAACAGUGAACCGCUACGAAGUACUCGAGCUAAAUAUGGUCAAUAUAAUACUCGAGCAAAUGAAAAGACAAUGUCAAGUAUUAAACUUCAUUCGCAUGGGCGUCUUUGACAGUAAAUGUUUUGGACGGAUGCCGGACGGAGAACGGGUCUACUACACGUUCGUCUAGAAUCCGCCCUCGCGACGUGUCACCUUCGCGUCGCCUCUACCAAAGUGCUCACUAACCGCGCCGCUUGUCGCUCGUCCGGGCGUCGUUAGUCAUAAUUUAAUCGCGUGCUCUUCCGUAAAUAGGUAUUUAUUAAAAGGAGUGUCCCUCAGCAAUCGACGCGAGUAGGUGUUUGCGGCGUCGCAAGUAUCCGAACGCUCACUUCUAGUGUUUGUCCGUGUGUGUGUGCGUGUGUUCUUGUUGUCGCUAACGUGUGCGUCCUCACACGUGUGGGAGCUCAAAAGUGCUUAAUCUGAUAUUAUCGUUCAUUGCGCCAGCUAAGCACUUACAAUUGAUUGUAAGUUCGAUCUUAUGUAAAAUGCAAUUAUGGGUUUCAUUACAUGUUCAACAUUCGUCUGUAAACCUUCAAACGAGAAUCCUCUCUCCAAGAGUAUUUCAAGUAUAAGUUGUGUCAUCGUACAACUGUACUUUUUUGCUAAAUAUUUUUUAUAAGUAUACUUUUAAUAACGUUCCGCAAAUUAUGUAAACGAAACAAGCGCUUCAUUGGCCCGCCGCGCCCCCGGCGCGCGCGCCGUCGCCGCUGGUGUUGCGAAUAGCGCGCCGUACAAGUCUGAUGAGACGUUGUUGUUUCAUGUCGGUCCUCUUCUAAGGCGGCGUAGGAUGCGUUCUACAUUCCUUACAGUAUUUUCAGUCGCCCGACGUAGUAAUGUAUUUAUUGUUCGAUCUAGAGUCUAUUCGAGAGUUAUCAAAGAAUUCUAAAACAUAGAUUUAUUUAACUGCUAGCUAGAUGUUACGUAAGAUGUAAAUGAAGCAAUCAUAAUGAUUAUAAUAUAUUUAUUGUGUAUACCGGAGUGGGCGAUCUCGGCCAUACCUUCUC
This is a messenger RNA of Hyposmocoma kahamanoa, 3847 nucleotides long. RefSeq names its product epidermal growth factor receptor kinase substrate 8-like. The record is from RefSeq and is a predicted model, not a curated record. Gene Ontology annotation, cellular component: plasma membrane. Lineage: Eukaryota; Metazoa; Arthropoda; Insecta; Lepidoptera; Cosmopterigidae. Gene Ontology annotation, molecular function: actin binding. Gene Ontology annotation, biological process: Rho protein signal transduction; regulation of Rho protein signal transduction. The coding region runs from base 504 to 2477 and encodes 657 amino acids. The transcript has a single exon.